UGGGCAGAGCAUCCCCACGGCAAUGUCCAAGGGCUUGAAGAAGAAAAGCCACUGGACGAGCCGAGUCCACGAGAUUGUGAUCGUGAGGAACCCGGAGGGACAGCUGGGCUUCGAGCUGAAGGGGGGCGCCGAGAACGGGCAGUUCCCCUACCUGGGGGAGGUGAAGCCCGGCAAGGUGGCCUAUGAGGGCGGCAGCAAGUUAGUACCGGAGGAGCUGCUGCUGGAGGUGAACGAGACGCCUGUGGCCGGGCUCACCAUCAGGGAUGUGCUGGCUGUGAUCAAGCACUGCAAAGACCCCAUCCGGCUCAAGUGCGUCAAGCAAGGAGGCAUUGUUGAUAAGGACCUUCGUCACUACCUCAAUUUGCGGUUCCAGAAAGGUUCGGUAGACCAUGAGCUCCAGCAGAUCAUAAGAGACAAUCUCUACCUCCGUACAGUGCCAUGCACCACAAGGCCACAUAAGGAGGGGGAAGUCCCUGGUGUGGACUAUAUUUUCAUCACUGUUGAAGAUUUUAUGGAAUUGGAGAAAAGUGGUGCUCUCUUAGAAAGUGGCACAUAUGAAGACAACUAUUACGGCACCCCGAAGCCUCCAGCAGAACCGGCUCCACUGCUGUUAAAUGUAACAGAUCAGAUCCUCCCAGGUGCGACUCCCGGGGCUGAAGGCAAACGUAAAAGGAAUAAGUCUGUGAGCAAUAUGGAGAAGACAGGUAUUGAGCCACCGGAGGAAGAGGAGGAAGAAAGACCUGUGGUCAAUGGAAAUGAUGUGACAGUAACACCAGAGUCAAGUGAACAUGAAGAGAAGAGCACAGGUGUCUCAGGUGAGAUAUCUUCCACCCAACCUUGUCCUGCACCAGGAUAUACUCAGCCUGAAGAAGCAAAGGAGGAUAUGGAUGUAACAAAGCAGACUAAACCUGAAGAGAAUGAUGACUUGGGCCCACUGCCUGAUAACUGGGAAAUGGCUUAUACAGAAAAGGGGGAAGUCUACUUUAUUGACCAUAACACAAAGACAACAUCAUGGCUGGAUCCACGACUUGCGAAAAAGGCUAAACCUCCAGAAGAGUGCAAAGAAAAUGAGCUUCCAUAUGGCUGGGAGAAAAUUGAUGAUCCCAUUUAUGGCACUUAUUAUGUUGACCACAUAAAUAGAAGAACACAAUUUGAAAAUCCUGUCCUAGAAGCAAAAAGGAAGCUACAGCAGCAUAACAUGCCCAACGCAGAACUUGGAACAAAGCCUAUGCAGGCCCAAGGUUUCCGAGAAAAACCACUCUUCACCCGUGAUGCAUCACAGCUGAAGGGGACUUUCCUCAGUACAACUCUUAAGAAAAGCAACAUGGGCUUUGGAUUUACCAUCAUUGGUGGGGAUGAGCCAGAUGAGUUUCUCCAGGUGAAGAGUGUAAUUCCUGAUGGGCCUGCAGCACAAGAUGGGAAAAUGGAAACAGGUGAUGUCAUUGUCUAUAUUAAUGAAGUUUGUGUCCUUGGACAUACCCACGCAGAUGUAGUCAAACUCUUCCAGUCUGUUCCUAUUGGUCAGAGUGUCAACUUGGUGCUAUGUCGUGGAUACCCUUUGCCCUUUGAUCCUGAAGAUCCUGCCAACAGCAUGGUGCCACCCCUUGCAGUAAUGGAGAGGCCUCCGGUAGUGGUAAAUGGAAGACAUAACUAUGAAACUUAUUUGGAAUACAUUUCUAGGACUUCUCAGUCUGUUCCAGACGUAACAGAUCGACCACCACACUCCUUGCACUCCAUUCCAGCAGAUAGUCAGCUUGAUAGCACAUUCCCACCACCUGCCCAUGAUGAUAAUGUAUCAAUGGCUUCUUCUGGGGCCACCCAAGCUGAACUCAUGACCUUAACCAUUGUGAAAGGGGCCCAGGGCUUUGGCUUCACUAUAGCAGACAGUCCUACAGGACAGAGGGUGAAGCAAAUUCUAGACAUUCAGGGAUGUCCUGGUUUGUGUGAAGGUGACCUCAUUGUUGAGAUCAACCAGCAGAAUGUACAGAACCUGAGCCAUGCAGAAGUAGUGGAUAUACUUAAAGAAUGUCCUGUUGGAAGUGAAACUUCUUUGAUUAUCCAUAGAGGAGGUUUCUUUUCUCCAUGGAAAACUCCAAAGCCUAUGAUGGAACGAUGGGAAAAUCAAGGCAGCCCUCAAACAAGCCUUUCUGCUCCAGCUAUGCCUCAGAAUAUUCCCUACCCACCUGCUCUUCACAGGAGUUCAUUUCCCGAUUCAACAGAGGCCUUUGAUCCACGAAAACCUGACCCAUAUGAGCUGUAUGAGAAAUCAAGAGCUAUUUAUGAAAGUAGGCAACAAGUGCUGCCCAGGACUGGUUUUCGAGCGGAUUCUUCUGGUCCCGAUUACAAGGAGCUGGAUGUUCACCUUCGGAGAAUGGAGUCUGGGUUUGGCUUCAGGAUCCUGGGAGGGGAUGAGCCUGGACAGCCUAUUCUUAUUGGAGCAGUAAUUGCCAUGGGCUCAGCAGACCGAGAUGGUCGUCUCCACCCUGGUGAUGAGCUGGUAUAUGUAGAUGGGAUUCCUGUGGCUGGCAAAACCCACCGAUACGUGAUUGAUCUUAUGCAUAAUGCUGCCCGAAAUGGGCAAGUGAAUCUUACUGUGAGGAGAAAGGUGCUACCCACAGGAGAACCGUGCCCAGAGAAUGGCAGAAGCCCAGGCUCGGUGUCUACGCACCACAGUUCUCCAAGAAGUGACUACACUACUUAUGCUAACAGCAAUCAUGCUGUCUCUAGUAGCAAUGCUACACCACCCGAGGGCUUCACUUCUCACAGCCUGCAAACCAGUGAUGUGGUGAUCCACCGCAAGGAGAAUGAAGGCUUUGGCUUUGUUAUCAUCAGUUCCCUGAACAGGCCUGAAUCUGGGUCCACAAUAACUGUACCCCAUAAAAUAGGGCGGAUAAUUGAUGGAAGUCCUGCAGAUCGCUGUGCAAAACUUAAAGUUGGAGACCGGAUCUUAGCUGUGAAUGGCCAGUCUAUUAUAAACAUGCCUCAUGCAGAUAUUGUGAAGCUAAUUAAAGAUGCAGGUCUCAGUGUAACUCUUCGCAUCAUUCCUCAGGAGGAGCUGAACAGCCCAGCCUCAGCCCCCAGCUCGGAGAAGCAGAGCCCCAUGGCCCAGCAGCACAGCCCCGUGGCCCAGCAGAGUCCCCUGGCACAGCAGAGCCCCCUCGCCCAGCACAGCCCCAUCUCCCAGCCGCCACCUCCUCAGCCCCUCCAGCUGCAAGGACAUGAAAACAGUUAUAGGUCAGAAGUAAAAGCCAGACAGGAUGUGAAACCUGACAUCCGGCAACCUCCAUUUACAGACUACAGGCAGUCCUCAACAGACUACCGACAGCCUCCACUGGAUUACAGGCAUCCUCCGGUGAUGGAUUACCAGCAGCCACCACCUCUCGACUACAGGCAGCCACCGUUGAUAGAUUACAGGCAGCAUUCAUCUGACACCAGGCAGUACCCCCUGUCAGAGUACAGGCAGCCCCAGGACUUUGAUUAUUUCACCGUUGAUUUGGAGAAAGGAGCCAAAGGUUUUGGGUUUAGUAUUCGAGGAGGAAGGGAGUACAAAAUGGAUUUGUAUGUGUUGAGGUUAGCAGAAGAUGGGCCAGCAAUAAGAAAUGGAAGGAUGAGGGUAGGAGAUCAAAUAAUUGAAAUCAAUGGAGAAAGCACAAGGGACAUGACACAUGCCAGAGCAAUAGAGCUAAUCAAGUCUGGUGGCAGGAGAGUGCGACUGUUGUUGAAACGUGGAACAGGACAGGUCCCAGAAUAUGACGAACCAAACUCCUGGAGUGCUCCCUCUGCCACCUCCCCAGGUCUGCCGGAAGUAGCUCUUUCCCUCGAUGACAUUAUCUCACCAUUAUCUUCAUCACACAUAGCCCCACCCUCUGACCCUUCUCACCAGAUAAGCCCAGAGCCAACAUGGGAUAUCAAGAGGGAACACGAUGUAAGGAAACCAAAGGAGCUUUCGGUGAACGGUCACAAAAAGAAAAGGUUAGGAGAACAAAGAGAAAGGUCAGCAAGUCCUAAAAAGGUAGACAGGUCAAAGCAUGAAGAGGCUUCUUGGAAAGGAUAUUCAGAAGGCAAAAAUAAGACCACUGAUGGUGGCAGGCCCACCUCAGAAAGCAAAGUGGUGGGACACAGCGUUAUGAUCGAGGCUGGCGCAAGAGAGCACGUGUGUGCUGGAACCAGUGAUGAACAGUUUGGGAGGCUGAGGAAGCCGGAAAGCAAGAGAGGAGGAUCUCUUAGCAAAAAAGAAGAUCACAAAUCUGCAAAUAUCAGUGAGAAGAAACCAGCUGCAGCACCUGACCAUGUCAAGCUUGAUACGGGUGCUACCAAGACGUACAGUAGCAACCGCUGCAGCUCACCUGGAAGUGAUAUGGACCACAGCCAGAGGGACCCUGAUGGGAAACCCAGCGAGUUCCCCAGGAAGGGACAUCUCCACUCCAUUAGCACUCACAGCACCAACACCACAGUUCGAAAGGCAACGGUCUCCCCAGGGCCGUGGAAAAUCCCUGGCUCAGAUAAGCUACCUAGCGUCCUGAAGUCUGGUACUUCUGCCAUGAGCAGAUAAGCAAGGGACUGUUGCCCUCUAACUGUCUCAAACUGACGCAGAACAUUCUUCUUAGGUUUUGUCUCACAUUGGUUUGUUUUAAUUUAUUUUAGCUAUCACACAUAUACACAAAGCAUUGAGGAAUGAAAGCAUUAGUGUGUAAUUCCAUGACAAUGUGCACAGUAUCUAAUAAGUUCAAAAGCAUAUAGUCAACACAGAGAUUUAAAAUCGACCCUAAAGUCCCAGUUCCAUUUUAGGGACUUUGGCAGCUAUGGAAGAAACCAAAACAAUAUGAAGGACAGUACAUCAGAGAAGGAUAGUGCAGUGUAGCUUUAGCAUUUUUUUUCCCACUGCAUGAAGGACUUGGAUUUCAUUCAAACUUUAUAUCAAGAAACUGGAACACGUUAGAGCAAUCACAAACUGGAACAUCGCCUUAAAUAAAACUGCACGGAGCAAGCUGAAACAGAGAGAGGAUCUUUUCAUGGAGCUAAAAUGUUGUAAAUAAAUUGUUCUCGACAUAUCUAGACAGGGGCUAAAGGGUUUCUUUGAAGCAUCGUUCAGAACUGUACACCCAUGACACCUCUCCACUGUUAACACUUUGGGAUAGUCCACGUGGUACCCUGUAGCAUAGUUCACUGGGCGCUACGGGAGGAGUGGGGAAUCCAGUGGAUUAGUUUCUGUGAUACCAUUUCUACUGCCAUUUUUGUGAACAAACCAUGUUUCUGUACAUUGGAAAGGAGUUAGGGUGGCGUUGUAUUUGCAAAUUACUCUCAAAAGUGAUUUAUUACAGGUUCCCCAAAUCCUGCGAAGUAGCAGACAAACCAAUUGGUCAGGCUCAAAACCGAGACAUCUGCAAGGCCCUUGCAAUGAAAGGAAGAGUGCUACGGAGAAAAAGCUGCAGUUUCCUUAAGGAAAGGCCUUUCCUUCCUGCAGAAGAUGAUAGCUUCACUUAUCAACAGUGCUAUGUUUCAAACCCAUCUGCAUUUAGUUAGGACACUCUCAUCUUCCAUCCCCUCAGUUUGGCAGAGCAGGUGCCCUUCAGGCACAUGUUAACAAUAAUUAGACUGGUUUCUGAAAUACAGUUGUCAGUGUCCUCGUUCAGUAAAUUUGAUAUAUUUCCAUUUUUAGAAUGGUUUCCAUGUGAUCAUUUCUUCCCUACCUCCAUUUUUUGUUUGUUUUGUUUUGGGGUUUUGGUUUUUUUUUUGGUCUUUUGUUUUUAACUUUCUUGCUUGUCUGUUUUGAAUUUCAAGCCUUAAGUGCCAGGUAAACAUUCCAGUCUGCCUUCACAGGAAAUAACUCCGAGUUCAGUCAAACAGUCAUUAUCUUGUUUCAAAAAGAUGCGUGCGUGUCUGUGUAAGUGUGCAUAUGCUUAUUUGUCUGUCAAAAUUGAAACAAAAUCCUGGGCAAUAAUACAUUGGUAAUUAAAAAAUCAGAGAAAAAAAGUCAUGAAGAAAGUCCUGUCAAAAAUUUGUAUUUAAAAGUUACUGUUCUCUAACAAUCUUAGUUCCUCACAUGCUCUGCUGAAAAAUUAGACUGAGAUUGGCUUUGUUCCAAGAAAUUAGCACAUUACUGUAUGUCUCAAACAUUGCACUGGACUGAGAAAUUUAUAGGCAUGUUUCUUCCUGUCCAAUUAUUUGAAAAGCCUCAAGUCAAGGAUUUUGCAGCUUUCAAACAAGUUUUUCUUUCAGAAAGAAAACUCCAUUUAAAAUAUGAUUUCUUAAAAAGCACAAGUCCAUGUAGCUGUUUAUAAAACUCUUAUUUAACAGAGGAAAAAAACAUCUUUAUCCCCUGAACUAGAAUCCAGUAUAAUUUGCCAUUAAUUUAUUGAAUCUGAUUUUGGGCAAUGCUUCUGUAGUGUAGAUGCACAUCCCAGUAUCUUAUUUUUAUGUAUAAAGAAAGCAAACAAUAAAAUCUGAAAAACAGUUGGGAUUAUGCUUGCAUAAACUCUAAUUUGCACAGUUCACAGCUACUCCUUGUGCAGUAAUUGCUUUAUGCGGCUGUAAUCGAUAACCUGUGAAGACAGCACAUCAUCUAAACCCCAUUCCAAAUAAUAUUUCUGUGUAGUGUUAGCUGUGAAUUUACCCUGUACAGCUCUAUCUCUAUAAAUAUAAUUCCAUGUAUUAAUAGUCACAGAAAGGCUGUAAGUGAGCAACUAUUUUUAUGAAACGCACCACUAUGGAUAAAUUAACUUUUACAGAAAUCUUGUUUACUGUAUGAUAUUCUAAACCACUGUCAAAUAAAAUAUAUAUCCAAAA
Melopsittacus undulatus (budgerigar) is the source of this 6786-nucleotide messenger RNA. RefSeq names its product membrane associated guanylate kinase, WW and PDZ domain containing 2 (gene MAGI2). The transcript is spliced from 22 exons. Gene Ontology annotation, cellular component: cytoplasm; cell-cell junction; dendrite. Bases 23 to 4552 code for a protein of 1509 amino acids. Lineage: Eukaryota; Metazoa; Chordata; Aves; Psittaciformes; Psittaculidae. Gene Ontology annotation, molecular function: type II activin receptor binding; SMAD binding; beta-1 adrenergic receptor binding. Gene Ontology annotation, biological process: signal transduction; receptor clustering. The record is from RefSeq and is a predicted model, not a curated record.